UAAUUCCAUCUUCCAAGUUGGAUGACAAUGUCAAUUUUGUCUCCAUGCCUGAUUCUACACUGUCUUUUUCAGAUUCCAUCAUGCCAGUACCAUCAGCACUUCACUCAAAACCCUCGUUUGUCUAAAGCCCUAAACCCCUUUCUCCAUUUUUCUUAAAACCCUACCAAGUUACUGGUAGUUCCGAUGGCGAUUUCAGUACUUCUUAAAGCUUUUACUCGCCGUGCUCAACUUCCAUGUUCUCUUUCUUCUUAUGAAUCUGUGUUUAGGAAUGUUAACAGCCCUACUAGUUCAUUACCGAGCAAAACGUUCACGAGUUUGGGUGGUAGAUCAUGCUGCUCAAAACCAGAUCACAGUUGUCCAGUUGCGCAGAACCAAACCAAGUCCAACCUAAGAAAGGUAGUUUUCAAGUAUGUAUGCGUGAAUGACGAGUCUCAAGAAGCCAGUAGGCCCGUCAAGCCCAUAAUUAGAAAGGUACUUGAAAUUCCCAGUGGUGUUACAUUCUUUGAAGACAUAGACGGAGAUGACGUGAACUGGUGCUACUUGAGGGAUUUUUUGCAGUCCUAUAUCGUGCGAUUAAGGAGGCUACAGAGUUAAUUAGCGGACAAACAGUAUCAGAGAUUCAUUGUGUAGAAGCUUCACAUUUCAAAGAACGUAUAAGAAGGAUGAUGAAUAGUGUGGCUGAUGCUUUUAAUGUAAACUGCACGAUUGGUAAUAUUGAGAAAACCGAAGACUCUUUUCCCAAUGGCAAAAUACUCAGACUUGAUCUUGAUGAUUUAUUUAAAAUUCGUGUGUGGG
Messenger RNA from Papaver somniferum (opium poppy), 795 nucleotides. RefSeq lists its product as uncharacterized. The coding region runs from base 184 to 594 and encodes 136 amino acids. The transcript is spliced from 4 exons. Lineage: Eukaryota; Viridiplantae; Streptophyta; Magnoliopsida; Ranunculales; Papaveraceae. The record is from RefSeq and is a predicted model, not a curated record.